CGGAAGAGGAUGGCGGCGGGUCGGCGCCUGGCGCGCUGCGCGGGGACGCGGCUCCCGCUCCGGCUGGUCCCGCUGCUGCUGCUCUCGGGGGCCGCGCUGGCGCCCGGGCCGGCUGGCGGAGCUCCGGCGGAGCCCGGACGAUGGCGCCUCACGGCCGGCAACAACCAAAAGGACAACUUGUUUUUCUUGCCCAAGACGAUGUUUAAGGGGACCAGGAUUUUCCUCAAAUUUCCGCUGGACACCUGCAGCCCGGAGGCGCCCCUCAGCAUCACCUGGUACCUUCGCAGCUUCCACUGUCACAACGAAGUCUACGUAAAUAGAAACGAAAGCCUGGCCUAUCUGAAGAGUCGGGAGAACGAAGACAGGGGCGGCCUGCACGUUUGGCACAGCGCCCAGACCCCGUGCGGCCAUCUCCACGAGCUGCAAAUCUCGACACUCCCAGCGCCCCGAAGGCUGAAGCAAGAGCAGCACGUCACCAGUUCGCCCCCGGCGGGCAAGAAGAAAAGGGACGUCUCCAAACCGUCGGAUGCCAAGAAAGGCGAGACGGACAAAGUGAUGGCCAGCAAGCAGGGGACAAAAGAGGGGCUGAAGCCCAAGGACCUCCCUGCGGAGAAGCCGCCUCCCCCAGCGGAUGGGAAAGCAGCGGGGCAGGCCGAGACGAAACCCAAGGCCGGGGAGAACGAGAACCAGGAUUCCGUGGUAGCCGAAACCUGGGACGACGGGCCGUACGUCUUCAUACUCAGCAUCAACACCUCGUCUCCCAGCUGGACGCUCUUUAUUGACGUGCAGAUGAAACAUCCUCAUUACCAGUACAUCUCUGCCUCGGAAUGGCCUCUGAUGGUGUUCUAUAUGGUGAUGUGUAUCGUCUAUGUGCUCUACGGGGUGCUGUGGCUGUCCCUCCUGGCCUGCUACUGGCGAGACAUCCUGCGUAUCCAGUUCUGGAUCGGCGGCGUCAUCCUCUUGGGCAUGCUGGAGAAGGCCGUCUUCUACGCCGAGUUCCAGAGCAUCCAGAGCCAAGGAGUGUCAGUUCAAGGGGCGGUGAUCUUCGCCGAGGUCCUGUGUGCCGUGAAACGGAUGUUGGCCCGGGUGCUGGUCAUCAUCGCUAGCUUGGGAUACGGCAUUGUCAAGCCGCGGCUGGGGGCUCUCUUGAACCGCGUCGUGGGUGUCGGGCUGAUGUACCUUGUCUUCUCCAUCAUCGAGGGCGUCCUGAGGGUGAAGCCGCCCGAGGAGAAAACUAACGAAGUCGCCCUCUUCUGCGAAAUUUUCCUGGCUUUUGUGGAUUCCUGCAUCGUCUGGUGGAUCCUCAUUAGCCUGGUGCAAACCAUGAAGCUGCUGAAGCUGCGUCGGAACCUGGUGAAACUCUCGCUCUACCGCCACUUCACCAACACCCUCAUCUUCGCUGUCAUCGCCUCAGUUGCCUUCAUUAUCUGGACCACAAAGACUUUCCGGCUUGCCGCGUGCCAGACGGAUUGGCGGGAACUCUGGAUCGACGACGCCUUCUGGAGGUUCCUCUUCUCCAUCAUCCUGUUGGUGAUCAUGUUCCUCUGGAGACCGUCGGCCAAUAACCAAAGAUAUGCCUUCAUGCCCUUGGUGGACGAAGGCAGUGAGCAGGAGGACGAGGACGAGGAGCACAUGGUGAAUGAGGCUUUCGAAGGGAUGAAGAUGAGGGGCGGAAAACCCGAAGUCAAUGGGAUCCUCAAAGGCGCCAGAGUGGAUGAAGACUUGAAAUGGGUUGAAGAAAACAUUCCAUCUUCCAUGGCUGAUGUGGUGCUGCCCCCUUUGCUAGACUCUGAUGAGGAAAUCGUGACCACAAAAUUUGAAAUGUCCAAGAUGGAGUAAAAAGUCCGGAUCGUGGCCUCUUGCUCAUCCGCGCUCUCUUCCUGACGGGUUUUGUACGGAUGAAGAGUCACAGAUGGCCGCGUGGUGUUUUUUUUUCCCCUUUGUUUUUUUUUAAAAAUUUCAUUUCGCACAUGCGUAUAAAUAUAUAUAUACAUAUAUAUAUUUGUAUAUGGUUAAAAGAUUAUUUUAUUACCUUUUGUGUUUCUAACUCUGGGACUUUGGCCCGUCGAGGACUUGCUUGCCUGUCUCACCCAUGGGGGCCGGGAGUCGCUGAGAUGGCCGUGGCCUUCCACCAGAGAGGAGGAUCAUGGGACAUGACGACGAAACGCGCUCCCUUCCGCUUGUCUCUCCGGCGACGUCUGUGGAACAAGUGUCUUCGGACGCGGGAGCGCGGGGACUGCUCUGUCUGUGCUCUCACCUCAACCUUGCGUACUUUUGUAGCGGUGCCGCUGAUGUUGCCUUUCCACGGUGACCUGAUGGGGGCGCUGCAGGGCAGUGUGUGAAUCCAAAGCUGAAAGGAGGAGGAGGAGGAGGUGCAGCCCGGCCCCCACCACCUUCCCCUGGUGUCAACCUAAUCUUUCUAGGCCAGGUAGUGAUCAGUGACCACAGGAGGGUGUCCGUAUGUCUCUGCACAUGUGGUUGGUGAGUUGCACUUUAGGUACGAGGAGGCGUAUGGUCUGUGUGAAAGAGUUUGUCUCUAGGUAGACAGAGGCCUGGUUCGCACGUCGGGACAACCCAGAGCCUGUGCCAAGAAUAGAUUGUCGGUGAAUUGUGGCUUGUUGUUAUGUGCAAACCCUUAAGUAUAGUUUAACUAUGGGUUCUUAGCCACGAACAACCUCAGAAGAGAACCCAUGGUUUGGGUUGUAAACUCUGGUUUGUUCGUGGUUAACAACCCACAGUUAAACCAUAGUGUAGGGUUUGGACAUAACAGCAACCCAUGAUUCAACAAUCCACGAUUCAUCGACAACCCAUACUCUGGGUUGUCGUUACAUGCAAACCAGGUCUGAGAAGGUUGCCCGUUCCUUUGGAGGCACCCUUAGCCUGGCCAUCUCCAACCUGGUGCCCUCCAGAGGUGCUGGACUAGAGCCUCUCUACCCCACCCCCACCCCCAGCCAGCAUAACUCUUCACCAGGUUGGAGAAGGCCUGCCCUAGGCUGGGCUGCAUGGCCGUUCUGUGCAGGGCAGCAAUGUCCAACUCCGUAACGGGGCUGCCGUUCUGAAAGCGACAUGGAAAGGCGGACGGUGGGGGGUGGAACGACCAGCCCUUCUGGCGAGUAAGAGCACGGCGGCUGAACUGUGUCUCAACACCAGUGGGUCCGAGGAAUAUUUUGUGGGUGUUGGGCAGGGGGCGGGGGCAGAGCAUGGAAGCCCCCGGCUCUGGAUCUGGCUUGCCACAGCACCUCUCUGUCCUGACCCACAGAAUCUGUUUCUUAAAACAGAGUUAAAAUGAGUGAACUGUGUCUUUGGGGGGCUCAGCAGAAGAGGCGAUGAAGGGAAAGCCAAGGAGGAGACCCCCUCCUAUGGGCAUGCGGACGGCUGUGUGCGGCGGCGUUCAUUGGCUGGGCUGGGUCGUAGGUCUUGUUCUCAAAUCCUUCUUGAGGGGACCUGGCCAGCCCCGGUAGCAGUAUUGGCUAAGCGCCAUGGCACCCGGGAUGUUCCUUUCCGUCCUUUUCUUUCUCUUUUGGGGUAAGGCUGGAUGGAAAGCGUCUUUUCCCUUCGACAUUUGACCCAAAGCGCCGUCCGGUCCACCUCCGCCACCCUUUGUUCCCAGGGGACGUCUCUCCGCUGUCUCCCCAACCGGUUUGGCAGAGGGACCCUCCCAAACUUGGGACAUGUGAUGUACGCCAUCCCUCGCCCUGGUUCUGCAUUUAACAAAUGCUUUUCUGAAUUGUGUGGGGUUACGUUUUUCUUCCAUUCCAUCUGGGUCUCCUGUGGGGAGCUUUGCUCUGCUAAUGGCCGCCUUCUCGUCCCCCCCCCCCCCCAGCUUCGCCUCCCUUCUGACGUGAUGCUUCGAGAUGGCUUGGAUCAGUUUUCCCCAACCUGGUGCUCUCAAAUGUGUUGGGCUACAGUUUCCAUAAUCUGUUGGGGAUUAUGGGAGUUGUAGUCAACCAUCUGGAGGGCACCAGGUUGGGGAAAGCAGACAUGGAUGACGAGGGUCAGGGGAGGAAGGCCAUGAUUUCUUUCCAAAUAACCUUUAUUUAUUUUGAACUUGUACAUAUGUCUUUGGAGAGGGAAAGCCGUGUGUGUUUUAUGCAGUACUAUUUUAAAAAAAAAAUCACACCCCCUAA
Messenger RNA from Elgaria multicarinata webbii, 4127 nucleotides. Its product is annotated as transmembrane protein 87A-like. Gene Ontology annotation, biological process: retrograde transport, endosome to Golgi. The record is from RefSeq and is a predicted model, not a curated record. The transcript has 20 exons. Lineage: Eukaryota; Metazoa; Chordata; Lepidosauria; Squamata; Anguidae. The coding region runs from base 10 to 1839 and encodes 609 amino acids. Gene Ontology annotation, cellular component: Golgi apparatus; membrane.